This is a messenger RNA of Medicago truncatula (barrel medic), 2012 nucleotides long. RefSeq names its product F-box/FBD/LRR-repeat protein At1g13570. NCBI's taxonomy places the organism in Eukaryota, Viridiplantae, Streptophyta, Magnoliopsida, Fabales, Fabaceae. Bases 321 to 1670 code for a protein of 449 amino acids. The record is from RefSeq and is a predicted model, not a curated record. The transcript is spliced from 4 exons. Gene Ontology annotation, molecular function: protein binding.
CCUCACUAAUGGAGGGAUUGGACAGAGGGAUGAGGUUGAUGGAUGUCUAUUAAAUUCAAUGGCUAAUUUGAUAUUUUGAACAAUUGGGGGUCGAAUUUGGCUGACCCUUGUUAGGAAAUUGGGUAUUUACUCGUUAAAAAAAUCAACAAAGUCGUAUAUUGACACAGGAAUGAUCGUGCAACAACUUCAAUUUUCCCCUUUUGAACCCUAGCUCUGUCUCAAAUUGAAGCGUGUCGUAGACAACAACUUUGAACCAACCCUUCUCUUUCAGAGGUUAUCUGCUUUUCCUGGAACUAUUCUAUCGUUUGCUUGAGCUUGACAUGGGAAGAAAACGAUCAAAGUCUACACACCUGACAAUAAAAGAUGCAGAGCUGGAUAGAAUUAGUUGCUUACCAGGUCAUGUAAUAGAUCAGAUUCUCUCACUCAUGCCAAUUAAAGAAGCAGUGAGAACAAGUGUUUUAUCCAGCAGCUGGAGGAACAAAUGGUACACACUACCAAAUCUUGUGUUUAACAAACAUUGCAUCUCUGUUGCAGCUUCCAAAUACACUUCAGUUAUCAAUAACAAGUUUUUGAGAAUUGUUGAUCAUGUACUUUUACAACAUUCUGGUCCAAUCAACAAGUUCAUGUUAUCCGACAAUGAAAAUUGCCUCAUUCGUGUAUGUGAUGUGAGUGAUGUUCAUCGUUGGGUUCUUCAUCUAUCUAGAAGGUCUAUAAAAGAGCUUCUGCUGCACUUUUGGUUAGACAAACGUUAUAAGAUACCUUUGAGUUUAUUCUCUUGUCAAAGUUUACGUCAUUUAAGCUUAUCUUGUUGUCAACUUAAACUUCCAACAACGUUUGAAGGUUUCAAGAACCUGCAAUAUCUUCAUCUGGAAGAGGUUACACUGGCUCAAGAUGAUUUUGAAAACAUGAUAUCUGGCUGCCCUCUACUUGACCAUUUGGUAUUGAUGAAAAUUGAUGGCUUCUCACAAAUUAAUGUUCACGCACCAAAUCUCAGUACUUUUCAAUUUUAUGGUAAAUUUGAGGAUAUUAGCUUUCAAAACAGUUCCCAAAUAUAUACAGUAUAUGUUGAUUUAAGUAUUUAUCUGAACUCCAAAAGCAAUCAAAGUAAAUUGCAUGGAUGCUCUAGCAAUUUGCUCAAAUUUUUCGCCCACCAACCUCACAUACAGUUCUUGGAGAUUGGUUAUUAUUUUUUAAAGUAUUUGGCUGCAGAUGAUGUGCCAGUAAAGCUUCCUGCACCUUGUAUCAGCCUAUGUGAGCUUUCCUUAUGCAUAAACUUCAAUGACUUGAAGGAAAUUUCAGCUGCUCUUUGCUUGCUCAGAAGCUCACCUAAUCUUAAAAAAUUAGAAAUAUUUGCACGGAUUGAGGAGGAGACUGUCCUUUUAACGCCCACAUCCUAUUGUUGGGAAGAUAUCUUUUCAGGGCCAGCCAUGCCCAUUCAAGUACAACAUGUGACAAUAGAUGGCAUCUCUGGUAUCAGAUCAGAAUUAGAUUUUAUUCGGUUUCUACUUCGAUAUUCUCCUGUGCUAGAAAAGAUGAUUGUGAAGCAUGUUGUAAACGUCCAACCGGAGUUGAUAACAGAACUACUUCGGUUCAAGAGAGCGUCGGAUGAAGCUGAAGUUAUUUACCUAGAAAAAGAAGAAGAAGCAAGUGAACAAAGUGAAGCCGGCUAGAUUUAACUCAGCCGGAAUGAGGACAUGUGCCCAAAAGGGUAGCUCCAAAGCUGCCUUGGAAGCUACAGAAUAGUUGGUUUAAUUGCAUUAGAUUAGCUAGUAAUAUCAAUCAUUUUCUUCCAACUUUCAUAGAGAGGGUAAUGGUGGACUAAGCCACCUCCUUCCUUAGGACUUUUCCUUUUUAGGGAGAGAUCUGGUUUUUCUUUUCCUUAGUUCUCCACUAUGUGCCUUUGUUGUAUUGGUUCAGGCAUCUUAUGUCUUUUAUAUUUUAGUGCUUUGAUAAAAAAUAAAAUAAAAACAAGACUCCUCUUCAGUGAAUUUUAAAAGUUUCUUUGGGUUGUA